This is a messenger RNA of Mercurialis annua (annual mercury), 1892 nucleotides long. Its product is annotated as protein COBRA-like. The transcript has 6 exons. The record is from RefSeq and is a predicted model, not a curated record. Gene Ontology annotation, cellular component: plasma membrane. Gene Ontology annotation, biological process: plant-type cell wall cellulose biosynthetic process; cellulose microfibril organization. NCBI's taxonomy places the organism in Eukaryota, Viridiplantae, Streptophyta, Magnoliopsida, Malpighiales, Euphorbiaceae. The coding region runs from base 101 to 1450 and encodes 449 amino acids.
ACUUCACCUUCAUAAGCCCCCCUCCAUGUCUGUCACAAACUAAGUCCACACAACCAAAUACGCAGAUCUUGACUCUAAAUUUAACAAAUUUCAUUCAGAAAUGGAUUCAUCACUCUCUGGAUCCAUUACCAAACUCUCCAUUUUGGUUCUUUUUUUUCUUUCUUUUUUCACUUUCACUCCUUCAGAAGCUUAUGAUGCACUUGAUCCCAAUGGAAACAUUACUAUCAAAUGGGAUGUCAUAAACUGGACUCCAGAUGGCUAUGUUGCGGUUGUUACGAUGUUUAACUUCCAGCAAUAUCGUCACAUUCAGGCACCGGGUUGGACAUUGGGGUGGACAUGGACAAAGAAGGAAGUCAUCUGGGGCAUGGUUGGAGGACAAACCACAGAGCAAGGAGAUUGUUCAAAGUUUAAAGGAAAUAUUCCACAUUGCUGUAAGAAGGAUCCAACUGUUGUCGAUUUGUUGCCAGGGACUCCUUACAACCAGCAAAUUGCUAAUUGCUGCAAAGGAGGAGUUAUAAACUCAUGGGCGCAAGACCCGGGUAAUGCAGUAAGUUCCUUCCAAGUUAGUGUGGGUGGUGCGGGAACCUCUAACAAAACAGUUAGAUUGCCAAAGAAUUUCACCUUGAAAGCACCUGGGCCUGGAUACACUUGUGGACCAGCAAAGGUCGUAAAAUCAACCAAAUUUAUUUCUGCAGAUAAGAGGAGAGUCACCCAAGCUUUGAUGACCUGGAAUGUUACUUGUACAUAUUCACAAUUCCUGGCUCAAAAGACGCCCACAUGUUGUGUUUCUCUGUCUUCUUUCUACAAUGACACGCUAGUAGGCUGCCCAACUUGUGCUUGUGGCUGUCAAAAUAAGACGGCAGGACCAGGUCAUUGCGUGGAUCCAGAUACUCCGCAUUUAGCCUCUGUGGUUGCUCCAACCAAAACUGACAAUGCACCUUUGGUCCAGUGUACGAGCCAUAUGUGCCCAAUCCGAAUCCAUUGGCAUGUCAAGGUCAAUUACAAGGAAUACUGGCGGGUUAAGGUUUCAAUCACCAAUUUCAAUUAUAGGAUGAACUACACACAAUGGAAUCUAGUUGUGCAGCACCCCAACUUUGAUAACCUUACCCAGAUUUUCAGCUUCAACUACAAGUCUUUAACUCCUUACGACGGAUUAAAUGAUACAGCCAUGUUAUGGGGAGUUAAGUUCUACAAUGAUCUGCUCUCACAAGCUGGCGCUCUUGGGAAUGUACAGUCAGAGCUGCUUUUCCGAAAGGACCCAUCAACUUUCACUUUCGAUAAGGGUUGGGCUUUCCCAAGAAGGAUUUAUUUUAAUGGUGAUAAUUGUGUAAUGCCACCUCCCGAUGCCUACCCAUGGUCGCCAAACGACAGUUCGAAACCCUUAUUCUCGCUGUUUCUUCCAGUCCUGUCAUUCUUGGUGUAUAUUGUCUUCUUUUCCAAUCACAUGUGAUGAAUCGUCUCCGAUACAAACUACUAGAGCACCCUGCUAUUCUAACAAUCUGUAAACCUGAUAUGCUGUGACCUACACGAUAGAGAGAUUCGAUCUAUGGGCUCAAAUGCAUCGCAUUCUGCAAGUUAAUGCAAUACAAGGUGCCUAAUGCACAAUAUAGCCACGUAUUACACGGAUAUCAGCACUAGCUUUCAGUUUAUAGGUUGGCAUUAAAACAUUUCUUCUACAAUUUUUUGUCUUGAGUUAUAGGUGUUCUUCUCUGUGUUCAUUUAUUUACACGUAAACUGUACUAUAAUUAUUUUGUAUGAUUAUUCAUGUUAUACUUUUACUUGUUCUGUAGUAGAGUAUUUAUAGCUUAUAGAUUCUUAUCACUGUAAUUUGUAAUAAGGAACAUCAUGAAACUUAUAGCUGGUCAAUGGAUGUGCUACUAUCAUUGUGACUA